Strongylus vulgaris is the source of this 720-nucleotide messenger RNA. Lineage: Eukaryota; Metazoa; Nematoda; Chromadorea; Rhabditida; Strongylidae. The record is from the annotation of a GenBank genome assembly.
AUGACUCCUUUGUAUUGUGAGCCAAAGCUGCGCGAUUUUGGCUUAGCUGAUCAUGGCUGGCGCGGCUUUGGAGGCAUUGUAUCAAAUCUAAAGACAGGGAAAAUACCGCAAUACAAUUUGGCCGCUUUUUGGGAGCGCCCAAUUGCACCAAUCCUCACAGGCUACGCUGAACAUGCUCUGAGGAGGGGAAUAAUGAAGACAGCUCCACGACGACCACCAGGUAGUGUGCGAGCGGACCUGGAUGCUAGAAUGCUGACCAAUAUCAACAUGUUAGCGGCGUCCUGCGGAAACUCACGGGAUUUGUAUUUUUGGACGGUUUCUGGCGAGUCUGGUCGUCAUAUGAUCAAUGAAUACAUAACAGAGGUUGAAGAUGGGGUAUUGCUGUCAGAGGGGAAUUUGCGGAAUCAGUUUGCCUCUGAUAACCCCGUAAUGGAGGGUUCGGUUCGAAGUUUCGAAGAAUGCAAAUUGUUGCCGGGUGACAUAGCAUUGUGCGACACAGCCGGUAUGGUGUGGAGUGGUGUUAUAGGUAGUCCUUUGUCUAGAGCAAAGAGUGCCACUAAUGAGUCAAGGGUAAUCACAUAUUCUGAUCAUCCUCGCGUUGUGUUUGUAGCUUCCACCUACCAUGUGAAAAGCUUAGAUUUGCGUCUGAGCAGUGCCAACACAGUAGAUAUGUUCGAUGUUCCAGAAUUAGCGAAAAGCGUUAGUUUUAACGUUUCUUAA